Molecule: messenger RNA, 1186 nt
Organism: Neurospora crassa OR74A
Lineage: Eukaryota; Fungi; Ascomycota; Sordariomycetes; Sordariales; Sordariaceae
Product: 20S proteasome maturation protein Ump1
Exons: 2
Coding region: 244-759 (171 amino acids)
Biological process (GO): proteasome assembly
Cellular component (GO): nucleus; cytoplasm
Source: RefSeq, a predicted model, not a curated record
GCGGAAGCUGCUUGGAGCCUUGACUUGACUUCCAUCUUCCAUCUUCCAUCUUCCAUUCCUCAACAACGUCAAACAACCCGCCACGAUUUCAAGCGACUCGCAAACGUUAUUUUCUUGCGAUACCCAAAUCAACAUCCAGCGAUCAAGGAACCUUCACAAUCGCACAAGCUUAAUCCUCCCCAAACAAACAAUCAAUACGUAAUCAACACCGCCGCCUAGCUUCAUCAACCGCAAACCGUCAAGAUGUCCCUCCGCAUCGUCCCCGCCGACUCCCACUCCUCAACCUUCACCCACCUCCGCUCCAUCGCCGCCCCUUCGGCUCCAGGUCUGCACGACACCCUCCGCUCAGGCCUCGCUCCCCACCCUCUCGACUCCGUCAAAUCCUCUUCUUCUUCUUCUUCUGGUGCAACCGCCACCGCCUCGGCAGUCCCCAUCUCCUCGCACCCGCUCGAAUCGCGCCUCAAGCAAUGGGAAGCCACGCGCGAGACCUUGCGCAUGGAGACUCUGCGCCGCACGUUCGGCAUGGCCGAGCCUAUUCGACGCCAAAUGGAGCUCAAGAUUGUGCGAGACGGCGAGUGGAAGCCCUUGGCGUUGGGCGGGGGUGUGGGCAUGAUGGGCGGCAUGGGCAAUGUGCAUGAGGAGAUCCUGAUGGGACGGGAUGGAGAUAUCACGUGGGAGGAUGUGUACACGGGAGAGGAGAGUAGGGCCGAGGUGAGCGUGCAUGAGGAGAUGGAGAGGAAGUUGAGGAUUUCGGCUUAAGGCUUUGAUUUUGAUAUACGGGGUGGUUGGUGUCUGAUGGGAUAUAAUGGACGUGUGAUGGCAAGUUGGGGAAUGAGUUGAAGAUUCAAUACAGCUUGCCCAAGAGAUACUUUGGAAUCGGCAAUACGGCUAUUAGACAUGAACCACCUCAUUGGUGCUCGCACACAGUCACGCUGUUCGGGAGCACAUACAUCGGAUGUCGAGCCUAUGGCAUCGCACUUCUGGAAGCUGGGGUUCGGGACCAUCUGUCACAUCCUUCUUCACCAAGCUACACAGCAGUCAUGGACAAUGGAGCGAACGUCAAAGAUAUUCUCAUCAUUCAAUAUUUCCCAACGCCCAGUAAACUCGUAAUAUGUACAUGACCAUACUCAUCUCUCCGAGGUCGGUCAUCGUAUCCAUACGCUCUGCCCGAGAGCUCCAAUCCCUC